This is a messenger RNA of Nerophis lumbriciformis (worm pipefish), 783 nucleotides long. The record is from RefSeq and is a predicted model, not a curated record. Lineage: Eukaryota; Metazoa; Chordata; Actinopteri; Syngnathiformes; Syngnathidae.
AUGCAGCUGAGUCUGGUGGCGCUGGCAAUGGUCUUUUUCAGCACCAUGAGUGACAGCUACGUUGGCAAGUCUUCAAAGACCAGAAAGCAGAGAUGGGUGAGCAGCGAAGGCACGCUGUCGUGCCCCAAAGGCUGCGAGCGAUGCUCAGAGGACAAUGGUUGCACCAAGUGCAAGGCCAAACUCUUCAUCUACUUGGAGCGUAAUGACAUUCGUCAAGUGGGCGUGUGCCUGGCAUCCUGCCCUAUGGGAUACUUCGGCAUGAGGAACCCGGAAGGCAACAACAGAUGUACCCAAUGUAAAAUAGACAACUGUGAUGCGUGUUUCUACCGCAACUUUUGCACUAAAUGCAAGGAGGGCUUGUAUUCACACAGCGGACGAUGCUACGUCAGCUGCCCUCCCGGCAAGCACACUGCCAACGACACAAUGGAGUGUAUAGAGUGUCAACUGUCCGAGUGGACCCAGUGGAGUCCCUGCGUGAAGAGGAACAAGACGUGCGGAUUCAAAAAGGGUUCGCAAUCUCGGGUCCGACUACCAUUGCGGCACCCCCGUAGUCGGGGAACACCCUUGGCCACAGGACCCUCACAGUGCGCACCGCAGACUGAAAGGAGAAAAUGCGUCGUAGAUAAGACGCCCUGCUUAAGAGAGAAGAAAUCCAAACGGGGCCAGCUGGAAAACUCGAAAGGCGUUAAAGACAGUGAUCGGGGAGGUGGCGGAAGAAGGCGAAAAGGCCAAAGCAGGACCACCGUCGUCCCUAAUGUCACGAGCAGCUCGGUGACGGCCUGA